Molecule: messenger RNA, 981 nt
Organism: Geodia barretti
Lineage: Eukaryota; Metazoa; Porifera; Demospongiae; Tetractinellida; Geodiidae
Source: the annotation of a GenBank genome assembly
AUGGAAAAAUUCAGUUACGUUAACGCUACCAGUCUGGAGCAGGUCACGUCACUCCUGAGUGAAAGUGGUUGGGGCGAAGUCAUGCUUAUCGCCGGCGGCACGGAUCUGCUUGCAGAACUCAAAGAGUACAUUGAAACCCCGAAGACGCUCAUUAAUCUCAAGACGUUACCCGGAAUGGAUAGCAUUGAGGCUGAUGCUUCAGGCUUAAAGAUCGGGGCAUUAGCCACUGUCGCUGACAUCGCUAUGCAUCCGACUAUCCGGCAUCACUAUACCGUUCUGGCGCAAGCUGCUGGUUCUGUUGCGACGCCACAGAUUCGGAACGUCGGGACACUCGGCGGGAAUCUUUGCCAACGUCCGCGGUGUUGGUACUACCGAGAUGAAACCACCGAUUGCCUCAAAAAGGGUGGAGACAUCUGUUAUGCAGUUGAUGGUUUGAGCAAAUAUCAUGCGAUCCUUGGUGGCGAUCCGGUCUACAUUGUGCAUCCUUCGGACCUCGCGCCAGCAUUGAUUGCCUUGGGUGCCUCGGUCAAAAUCGUCGGACCCAAUGGCGAGAAAAACAUGUCGCUUGAGGAAUUCUUUACAUUACCGGCUGCAAAUCCGUUCCGGGAAAAUGUGCUGGAACCCAAUGAAAUUGUCGUUGAGGUCAGCGUCCCGGCAGCGAAGCCGAAUACAAAGAGUUUCUAUUUAAAGGCGCGUGAGAAAGGUGCCCCUGACUUCGCGUUAUCAAGCGUUGCUGGUGUUUUUGAGAUGGACGGGAAGACCUGUAAAACCGCCAGUAUCGUUCUCGGUGGUGUCGCGCCUGCGCCUUGGCGUUCUAAAGAGGCAGAAGCUGCAGUCACCGGCAAGAUGAUCGACGAAUCGGUGAGUCAGCAAGCCGGAGCGGAUGCAGUCAAGGAUGCACAACCCUUGAACGACAACGCGUACAAGGUAACUUUAACACGGAAUCUCGUCAGUCGCGCCGCGAUGAUGGCUGCAAGCUAA